Dictyostelium discoideum AX4 is the source of this 2505-nucleotide messenger RNA. RefSeq names its product ABC transporter A family protein (gene abcA11). Gene Ontology annotation, biological process: transmembrane transport. The transcript is spliced from 4 exons. Gene Ontology annotation, molecular function: ATP hydrolysis activity; ATP binding; ABC-type transporter activity. The record is from RefSeq and is a predicted model, not a curated record. Gene Ontology annotation, cellular component: membrane. Bases 1 to 2505 code for a protein of 834 amino acids. Lineage: Eukaryota; Evosea; Eumycetozoa; Dictyosteliales; Dictyosteliaceae.
AUGAGACAUCAAAAUAAAAACCAUAAACAAAGGCCAUCUUUCUUAUCACAGUUUUUAGUGAUUCUUUGGUUUAGAACAAAACUAUCAAUUAGAGAUAAAAAAUUCUUUAUACUUGGUAUUUUAUUACCAAUGAUUUCAAUUGGAGCAUCAAUUAUAUUGAAUAAUGUUUUAGUUUUUGGACCAGGAUCAGAUUUUCAAAAAACAAAUAAUAAUUUAAAUAAUAAUAAUAUAUUCAUUACACCAAAAACUUUAAAUUCACAACAAGAAACUCUAAUAAAUACAAUGAAAUUACAAUAUUCUCUAAAUUAUACCUAUUUAGAUGAUGAUACAGAUUUACCAAAUUAUAUUGAAAAUAAAUCAUUAUCAUCAUUAGAUUAUGGAAUAUCAUUUAUUGGUUCAAAUGGUAUAAAUAUUUAUUAUAAUUCUUCAAUUGAAUCAAUUCCAUCUUUUGUACAUUCAUUUUUUAUAUCAUUAUUUAAAAUUAAUGGAAUUAAUUUACAAUUAAAUGAAACCAUAACAGUACUAUCAAGUGAAGUAACAUUUGAUGCAUUUUAUUUAUUAAUGCCAAUGAUAUUACAAUAUGGAUUUGUAUUUUUUAUACCCUAUUUUGCAAUAUUGAUCGUCACAGAUAGAGAUAAGGGAUUCAAGAAUCAUUUAAUUUUAAAUUCACUUAGAACUAGCGUAUAUUGGUUUGGAAAUUUAGUAUUUGAUUAUUUAAUAUUUUUAAUACCAACAAUAAUUGGUUGGAUAUUAUUAUACUCUUUUAAAAUUGAUGGAAUCUAUAGUGAUAAUAGUGGUAAAUCAUUCUUACUUUUUUUAACAUUUGGUAUAUCUGCAAUACCAUUUGGAUUCGUACUUCAAUUUAUAUUCGAUAAAGAAGAAACUGCAAAUAAAUGGUUAUACCCUUUCACAUCAAUUGUUACCUCAAUACCAUCUGCUUUAAUAUCGGUUGCUUUUCCAACUUCUACACCUUUAAUAGUUGAAUUAUUAUUAUCAAUUUUACCAACUUUUUCAUUUUGUAAUGGUUUAAAAGCAUUAACAUAUAAUAAUUCUUCAACUGUAUCAUAUACAAUUUUAAUUCAAUUAUUAUCAGGUUUAAUUUAUUUAAUUUUAAUUUAUUUUAUUGAUAAUUAUAAAAAACCAAAAAAAAAUGAAAUUAUUAAUGAUGAAGAUAGUGAAUCAAUAAUUAAUAAUCAAAUUAUUGAAGAUAAUGAUGUAUUAAAUGAAAAAGAAAAGAUUAAAAGAUUAGUAAGAGAUGGUGGUGGUAAUAAUAAUAAUAAUAAAAAAAAUAAUUCUUAUCCAAAAAUAGUUGUUGAUGGAAUUUAUAAACAAUUUAUACAACCAAAACCAACAUUAGAUAAACCAUCAAUAAUUGAACGUUGUAGUGGUGGUACAAAAGCAACUAAAAAGAAUAGUAUAAUAAAGAAAGCAGUUGAUGGUAUUUGGUUUAGUGUUGAAAAGAAUGAAAUAUUUGGAUUGUUAGGUCCAAAUGGUAGUGGUAAAUCAACAUGUUUAAAUCUAUUAACUGGUUUAUUGAAAGCUGAUCAAGGCGAUGGUUACCUAUCUGGUAAAUCAAUUGAUAAAGAUAAAGAUGUAUUUCAAUCCAUUGGAUCAUGUGCACAAAAUGAUAUUCUAUUUGAAAACUUAACAAUCUAUGAACAUUUAUACCUAUUUUCAAGAUUGAAAUCAAUUACCACUACAAAAUCAGAACUUGAAGAUGAAAUUGAUUUCUACAUUAACAAAUUCUCAAUUCAAUCAUUUAAAAACAAGAAAUCAUCGGAUCUUAGUGGUGGUACAAAAAGAAAACUAUCAGUUGCAUGUUGUUUAAUUGGUGAUCCACAAGUUGUACUAUUAGAUGAACCAUCAACUUCAUUAGACCCAAUCUCAAGAAAUGAAUUACAUUCUUUAAUUGAUGAAUUAAAAGUAAACAAAUCAAUAAUUAUGACAACUCAUAGUAUAAAUGAAAUUAAUCAAUGUUGUAAUAGAGUUGCAAUAAUGGUUGAUGGUAAAAUUAGAUGUAUUGGUACACCAAAUCAUUUAAAACAUAAAUAUGGUUCAGGUUAUACAAUUGAUAUCAUUCCAAACAAUUAUUUAAAUAAUUCCUAUGAAAUUCAUAAUUUUAUGGCUCAAACAUUUCCAAAUGCAACAAGAGUUGAAAGAUUAGGUCGUUUCAUUUCUUAUGAUUUACCAAGUCAAAAUCAACAAUCAUUAUCAACAAUCUUUAGAAUAUUACAAUCAAAUAAACAAAGAUUACAGAUUUUAGAUUUUUCUGCUUCAUCUUCAAGUCUGGAAAAAGUUUUCCUAAAAUUUGCAAAUCUUCAAGAAGAAAUUAAUAAACAACAAACAAAUAACAAAAGUAAUAUUAUUAAUAAUAAUAAUAAUAAUAAUAAUAAUAAUAAUAAUAAUAAUAAUAAUAAUAAUAAUAAUAAUAAUAAUAAUAAUAAUAAUAAUAAUAAUAAUAAUAAUACAAAUAAUAAUACAAAUAAUAAUCAAUUAAUAAAUUAA